Molecule: messenger RNA, 948 nt
Organism: Acanthosepion pharaonis
Lineage: Eukaryota; Metazoa; Mollusca; Cephalopoda; Sepiida; Sepiidae
Source: the annotation of a GenBank genome assembly
AUGUUAUUAGAAGGAAAACCAUCUGGAUAUGAGAGUAACACAAUGGCAUUUUUUGAAGAAUGGUCAAAAAACUCCCAAAACACAGUAGGGAAAAUCUUGGAUGCUCUUGAAAAAAUAAAAAGACCUCAUGAAGUUCGGAUGCUGAAUGAAGCAAAAAAUGAAAUCCUUGAAAGUUAUUUGAACACUGCUGAAGUUAAUUCAGUAUUCCAGUUGAGUGAUAAAAUACCUUACUCUUCUGGCAUGUCUGUUGACCUUCCAUCCGAAACAGCCAGUUUCAACGAUCCUUACUAUAUGAAUUCUUAUGAGCGAGUAGCCUAUCCAAGUAAUGUUAUCUCAGAAGAACGGAACUCAAGGCAAUUAACUUGCAGCAUUCCCGAGACUUGUUCAUUUGCAGACAGUCGUCUUGGCUGUUUGACAGAACCUGAUAGGAACCCUUCUCUUACUUCAGCACUCAAUGAUUUGGUUGAAGUUGACAAGAACUACAAUCAAAAACAUUCUUUCAUGCCUGAGAAAAUUAUAAACUGUGGGGUAAACAAAGAGAAGAAACCAGAAUCUUUCACCUGUGCCGAUUUCUGGAAAAAUAUUUCUUCUGCAAUGGGAUCUAAAAAAAAAAAGGUUACAAAAAGCAAAGUUGAUGAAUAUUUCAACAGAGCACACUUUGUGCUUAUCUGCUUUGAUCAUGAAUAUAUAAAAUCGAUUCAACGGGUUGAAUUAGAAGAGGAGGAGAAACCUGAUGAACUUCAUGCAGCAUACAUCUUCUCAAAGAUAAAAGUCGAGGCUUUGUUCCGUGGAUCAAAACAUCGGUUCAUUCCAUUGCUCUUCAAAGGGGGAACUGUGGACAACAUCCCAUUAUGGUUGAACAGCAGACAUUACAAGUGGCCUGACCAAUAUAAUGAGCUGUCAUUAUUUUUGAAUAACCCCCAAAACAGUAUUCAUUCUUUUCAAUGA